AAAAAACAGGAGCACGUCUCGCUCAAUUUUGUGUAAAGGGAAUUUUACUGUUCAGUGGGCUGGCAUAAAUUGCAAAUUUAAAAAAUAUUCCUACGGGUUUAUCAUGUCGGACUCCAAAUUAAAAGAGUUACGAAAAGAUAUCGACGAGUUGAAUGAGCUACUGCAGCAAGCUAAACGUAAGAAGGUGCAAGAUCUGUUGUCGUUGGAGAUUCGCAAGUUGGAGACAGAGUGGAUUAAUGUAAAAGACACGGAAGCUGCGUCGGGUGCAGCCGGCGACGCCGCGGCCGCAGCCACACCUGCCGCCUCUAGUUCAACGCACAAUAAGCGAUACCAGAUUAAGUUAAAUGGUUAUGGUUGGGAUCAAUCAGACAAAUACAUAAAAGUGUUUGUAACACUCAAGAAUGCUCAAACAGUGCCAAAGGAGCAGGUAUACUGCAAAUUGACUGAAAGAUCAAUGGAGCUACAUGUGGACAAUCUGGAAAACAAAGACUACCUGCUGGUGAUUAAUAAACUGCUAGAACCUAUUAAUAUCGCUGAGAGUCAUUGGAAACAGAAGACAGACAUGGUUGUUGUAUUCCUGGCGAAAGCUCGUCCAAACGUGAAAUGGUCGCACAUAACAGAAAUUGAGAAGAAAUUUGAGGACCAGCGCAACAGUCGUUUCAAGACUGAUGAUAUGGAUAAGAAGGAUCCUCAAGAGUCCAUUAUGAGCUUAAUGAAAAAUAUGUAUGAGACUGGAGAUGAUGAAAUGAAGAGGAUGAUAUCAAAAGCCUGGUAUGAAGGGCAACAAAAGAAAAAGACGGACACCUUAGAACUGUAGAGCAGUAGCUGUAUUAGAAUGUUGGAAGUCUCCUUUCCGUUAUUUAAGUGUUAUAAGUGUAUGUAAUAAUGAAAUAAAAUCGAUA
Hyposmocoma kahamanoa is the source of this 902-nucleotide messenger RNA. Its product is annotated as calcyclin-binding protein. Gene Ontology annotation, molecular function: ubiquitin protein ligase binding; S100 protein binding; tubulin binding. The record is from RefSeq and is a predicted model, not a curated record. Bases 104 to 817 code for a protein of 237 amino acids. Lineage: Eukaryota; Metazoa; Arthropoda; Insecta; Lepidoptera; Cosmopterigidae. Gene Ontology annotation, cellular component: nucleus. Gene Ontology annotation, biological process: heart development. The transcript has 5 exons.